AUGUUUCGCUCCUCGUCCACUGUCGGUGGGCCACCAAGCACAUACUUUCAGCGCUCCUCGCUCCCAGCGAACACGGUCGUCAAGUUCGUGCCACAACAGACUGCUUGGAUAGUGGAGCGGAUGGGUCGUUUCAGUCGGAUACUGCAGCCUGGUCUGGCGAUUCUUGUGCCGAUUAUCGAUCGCAUAGCCUAUGUCAAGAGCUUGAAGGAGAAUGCUAUGGAGAUACCCUCGCAGAGUGCGAUUACUGCAGACAAUGUGACAUUGGAGCUUGAUGGAGUGCUCUACACGAGAGUGUUCGAUCCCUUCAAGGCGAGCUACGGAGUGGAGGAUGCGGACUACGCUAUUUCACAGCUUGCUCAGACGACCAUGAGAAGCGAGAUUGGACAGUUGACGUUGGACCAUGUUCUCAAGGAAAGAGCUGCUCUCAACACCAACAUCACCCAAGCCAUCAACGAAGCAGCAGCCGAUUGGGGUGUGAGAUGUCUGCGGUACGAGAUUCGGGAUAUCCACGCACCUGGACCAGUGGUGGAGGCCAUGCAUAGACAGGUCACGGCAGAGCGAAGCAAGCGUGCGGAGAUUCUGGAAUCUGAGGGUCAGAGACAAUCUGCCAUCAACAUCGCCGAGGGUCGCAAGCAGUCUGUCAUCCUGGCAUCUGAGGCCAUUAAGUCUGAGCAGAUCAACGCAGCUUCUGGUGAGGCCGAAGCGAUCCUCCUCAAAGCCAAAGCCACCGCCGCAGGUAUCGAUGCUGUCGCGAAGAGCCUGUCAGAAGGCAAGCAAUCCGCUCAAGGCGCCGUCUCGCUCUCUGUCGCCGAGAAGUACGUCGAUGCGUUCGGCAAGCUCGCGAAGGAGGGCACAUCCGUGGUCGUUCCAGGCAACGUUGGCGACAUUGGCCAAAUGAUCGCCACCGCCAUGUCCGUCUACGGCAACGUGAGUCAAUCGCAAGCCAAAGCGCAAGCACAGAAGCUGCUCUCAGAUGAGAAGGACACCUCAGAAGGAGAAUCAGACGAGACUGGCGAGAAGAAACAACUGAGCAAAGCCGAGAUCCAACAGAGCGUACUGGACAGCUUCGACCGAACGCAGCAGAGGCAUUGA
Messenger RNA from Zasmidium cellare ATCC 36951, 1092 nucleotides. RefSeq lists its product as uncharacterized. The record is from RefSeq and is a predicted model, not a curated record. Bases 1 to 1092 code for a protein of 363 amino acids. Gene Ontology annotation, cellular component: membrane. The transcript has a single exon. Lineage: Eukaryota; Fungi; Ascomycota; Dothideomycetes; Mycosphaerellales; Mycosphaerellaceae.